CAUCCCCGCGCCCCCCGCGCCCCCCGCGCCCUCCGGAGAGAACAGGACUAUGCCCGGGGCUGGGGACCGAGGCAAAGCCCCGGCGAGAUGGCUGGGCACUGGGCUUUUGGGCCUCUUCCUGCUCCCCGUAACCCUGUCGCUGGAGGUGUCUGUGGGAAAGGCCACCAACAUCUACGCUGUCAACGGCACGGAGAUCCUGCUGCCCUGCACCUUCUCCAGCUGCUUUGGCUUCGAGGACCUCCACUUCCGGUGGACCUACAACAGCAGUGACGCAUUCAAGAUUCUCAUAGAGGGGACUGUGAAGAAUGAGAAGUCUGACCCCAAGGUGACAUUGAAAGAUGAUGACCGCAUCACUCUGGUAGGCUCUACUAAGGAGAAGAUGAACAACAUUUCCAUUGUGCUGAGGGACCUGGAGUUCAGCGACACGGGCAAAUACACCUGCCAUGUGAAGAACCCCAAGGAGAAUAAUCUCCAGCACCACGCCACCAUCUUCCUCCAAGUCGUUGAUAGACUGGAGGAAGUGGACAACACAGUGACACUCAUAAUUCUGGCUGUCGUGGGCGGGGUCAUCGGGCUCCUCAUUCUCAUCCUGCUGAUCAAGAAAUUCAUCAUAUUCAUCCUGAAGAAGACUCGGGAGAAGAAGAAGGAGUGUCUCGUGAGCUCCUCAGGGAACGACAACACGGAGAAUGGCUUGCCUGGCUCCAAGGCGGAGGAGAAACCACCUUCGAAAGUGUGAGCCCUGCUUCGGGCUAAGCAGCUACAGGGAGCCCCCUUUCUGAUGACGAAACUAAUGCUUGAGCCCCGUCCGUAGAACCCAUGUGCCUGAGACAUCUGCUGCUUGGCUCAAACUGUAGUCUUUCCGGGCACAAGAAACCGGAGUCCUGCCCAGCCUGCCCAUCCCCUUCCCAGUCAGGGCUCCCCAGGGACAAGGGAUGGCCAGGGGAGGGGGUCUGCGGAAGAUUCAGGAGAAAGAAACGAGAGGCUAGGGUGGUGUUGAGGGGCUGGUCCCCUGACACCUGGGCAGAUGGGGUCUCCUUCGGUCUCCCCACCCUGCACAAACAGGGCGUUGGUUUUCCUCCAGGCUUCUCUUCACAGGGGACUGGGAGGAUCCGUGAGGGCUGUCCUAAGAGCUGGGCCCUGGAGAUGGGGUGUAGGAAGAGGUGGCUUCCUUUGGAGGUGGGAGUGAGCUGGAGGACUCUGGAAAAGACCUGGGGUAGGAGUUGAUGGGGGCAGGCCCACAGUGAGAAGCUGCCUCGGCUUCAUAGGAUGCCAGAUCCCCUACAGUCCCCCAAGUAGGGAACUUCCUUUCCCCUGCCUCGGGACCCUGUCUGCCUAUUCCCUCCCCUGCUCAGAGUUUUUAAGCCCUCCCAAUCAGGGCUGGCCGCCUUAUCUUGAGAGGUUCUGGCCACCUAGCCUGCUCCUCUGCUCUCUGGGCUACUGAGGGGCUCAGGAAGGGGCCCCUCGAGCCUUCCUGGAGCACCAGAGUGCUCCCUAUGCCUUUCCUAGCAUUUUUACUUGGGGAAUUGGGCCGCAGAGGUAGCGAACCAGUGUCCUGGGCUUCUGGGAUGCCCGCCCCAUCCCUGCCAAUGCUGGCAAUCCCUCCCCUGGCAUGGCAGGACCAUCACCACUCUGGGCACUCCCGAGUUCAGCUCUCCCCUGUUGUUCCUCCUCCUACUUGAGAGGCUGCACCCUCCAACCUCCCACUGGCUCGCUCCUCCCUUGCCAUCCAUCACGCCCUGCCCCCAGGGUUGUUCAUUUCCCAGCCCUGGGUCAAGGGCCUGCCUUCGCCUCAGGGACUUUCUUCCUUUGGGUGAGGGGGUCCUUGGAUUUCCCAGAUGCUUCCUGCUCAGCUGGGCCACCCCCUCCCACCUUGGGGUUGGGGAGGAGCAGGGAGUGGAUGCCUGUAGUUUUCCUUUGUUUCUCCCAGAGCUGGUUUGCACACCCCUUGUGUGUGGGGCUAGACUGUGCCUUAGUCCUGAGUCCUAGCCCUUACCCCAGUCCUCUCCAGCUGGUAUGUCCUGACAUAACAGCAGAGUCUGGUGUGGCGCUGGUGAGGGUUCGCCAGCCCUCCACUCCCCAAGGUCAUAGAGGGGGCCAUGAGGCUGGAAUUGGCCAGUGACUGAAUCUUGGAGACACCGGCCAUUUCUAGCCUGCCCUAGCGGGAGGUGGUGAUGUUGGGAGUGGGAUCUCCUGAUGGAGCCCAGUGUGUGAGUCCCUGUGGGGCAGAACUGGUGAGGCCAGGGAUGGUAGGGAAAAGUGAUAACAGGCCUCUCUGCCCAACUGCUUCCAGUCCCUCUCUCCCUUACUGAUUUUUUGAUGCCCUGUCUUCUGGGCCACUAGGAGGGAUGAGAGAGUAGUAGCCCUCUUUUUCAGAGAGUUUGGGAUCUGCCUUAGAGCUCUCCCUGUCAAAAAGUAGUUGCAAACCUUGAGAGGGUGGAGGAGGGGGAGACUGAGGACCAGUAGCACCUUCAGGGUACCCGUGGCUGUGGCCAGUGUCCCUUAGCCAACCUGCUGGGCUCAUCAGUUCCCUGUCUGAUCUGCCUAUGCGCCUCCCAUUCUUCUCUACCCAGAACCUGUCACGGGCUGGGGUUCAGAUUUUCCUGGCUUUGGGAGCAGACAGACCAGAGCCACCAGCCAUUCAGAGAACUUCUGAUAGCUGCCUUCAUGCAAAACUGCUUUCUUCUUCCUUCUCAAUGGUGACAUUUGAAGAGGCGGAGCACCUUGGAGCUCCUCUUCUCAUCUUAAGAGAAAGCCAAGGCACGUAGAGUAGGGAGAGGAAGGGCACCAUCCUCUCUUUCCUCCCCUUGGUCUACUGCUGAUUUCUAGAUGGAUCAUGCAGCUUCUCUGGGCUCAGCUCUUUCCAUCUACCAAAUAAAUGGGUGUAAUAAUACUUACCUACCUCACAGGACUGUUGUGAGGCUUGGCGAGUUUUGUCUAAAAACUUCUUUUUGGCUUGGAAAGGGAUCUGGGAAGCCAGGUAUUAAUUGCAGGGAUAGUUCCAAGUCUGUCCUGUCUUCAUCUCCGUGUCCCAUCUCUACAACACACACACACACAC
This is a messenger RNA of Mandrillus leucophaeus (drill), 3055 nucleotides long. RefSeq names its product sodium channel, voltage gated, type IV beta subunit (gene SCN4B). Gene Ontology annotation, cellular component: voltage-gated sodium channel complex; membrane. The transcript is spliced from 5 exons. NCBI's taxonomy places the organism in Eukaryota, Metazoa, Chordata, Mammalia, Primates, Cercopithecidae. The record is from RefSeq and is a predicted model, not a curated record. Gene Ontology annotation, biological process: regulation of ventricular cardiac muscle cell membrane repolarization; regulation of sodium ion transmembrane transporter activity; cardiac muscle cell action potential involved in contraction. Gene Ontology annotation, molecular function: sodium channel regulator activity; transmembrane transporter binding. The coding region runs from base 50 to 736 and encodes 228 amino acids.